AUUUCUUCCCCCUUCCUCUUCUCCUUCCUCCUCCUCAGAUCAAGAAACCGUGUCCUAGAAACCAUCGAGAUCGCCCUCUCCCCCCUCGGAUCGCGGCCUCUCGCGCGGAUCGAUCGCUGCUCGGUUUCUUGAUUUUUUUUUUAUUUUUUUUUCUCCGGUGACCGGAGAGGCGGUGGUGUUUGGAUCGGGAGGGGAGAGAUGGUGGCGGAGGCGGAGGUGAUGCAUCAGCCCGUGCCGGUGUUGGAGGUGCCGUACCACCGGUGCGUCGCCAAGGGUGUCGAGGAGGUGGCCGCCGCGGCGGCGGUCGCGCCGCCGCCGGUGGUCGAGGUCGAGGUUGCCGUCCAGGUGCCUCACAUGGGGUUGGAGAGUGCUGCUGGUGCACCGAGCAUAUCAGUUGAUGCACUACAGUUUGUUCCCAGUAUUCGAUCUGGUAGCUUUGCUGAUAUUGGACCUAGGAGGUACAUGGAAGAUGAGCACAUCCGGAUAGAUGAUCUCUCUGCCCAUCUUGGAUCGCUCUUGGUGUGUCCGUUGCCUAGUGCCUUCUAUGGGGUCUUCGAUGGCCAUGGAGGCCUGGAUGCUGCAGCCUACAUGAAAAGGCAUGCAAUGAGGUUCCUGUUUGAGGACAGUGAGUUCCCACAAGCAUCGCAAGUAGAUGAAACAUAUGUUCAGUCAGUUGAGAACUCUGUGCGCAGAGCGUUCUUGCAAGCAGAUCUUGCCUUAGCUGAUGAUUUAGAUAUCAGCCGCUCUUCCGGAACUACAGCACUCACCGCAUUAGUCUUCGGAAGGCAAUUGCUGGUUGCAAAUGCGGGGGAUUGCCGUGCGGUCCUUUGCCGGAGAGGCGUAGCGAUGGAGAUGUCUCGAGAUCACAGAGCAAACUAUGCCGAGGAGUGUGAACGGGUUGCUGCAUCCGGAGGAUACAUCGAGGAUGGCUACCUCAACGGAGUCCUAUCCGUGACACGGGCCCUAGGGGACUGGGACAUGAAAAUGCCCGACGGCUCGAUAUCCCCUCUCAUCGCCGAGCCAGAGUUCCGACAGACCAUGCUCACGGAGGACGACGAGUUCCUCAUCAUGGGGUGCGACGGGAUCUGGGACGUGAUGACCAGCCAGCACGCGGUGAGCAUCGUCCGACGGGGGCUCCGGCAGCACGACGACCCCGAGAGGUGCGCGAGGGAGCUUGUCAUGGAGGCCAAGAGGCUCGAGACCGCCGACAACCUGACGGUGAUCGUCGUCUGCUUCGUCUCGGAGCUUGGGUCGCCGCGGCAGGAGCAGGUGGGGGGGCAGGCGGGGGUGGCGAGGCCGAGGAGUUGCAAGAGCCUCUCUGCGGAGGCCCUGUGCAACCUGAGGAGCUGGCUGGAGACUGAUCGCUAGGGCGAGGCGCCGGUGUUUGGUUGUGGCCACUUCACACUUGUGUACAUAUGCUGACAUUAGUUGUUUUUUGUUCUUCUGAUUUGUUGAGAGGCUGCUGAGGUGGAGCAGGGAGGGUGAGCAGCCGGCAGUUUUGUAGGCCAUUUUUUUUCCUCGUUAUUAUUUUUCUGCGUUUUGUUGACAUGUUACUGCUAUUGUUCACACCAUUGCUGUUGUACAUAUCUCUGUUGAGUUCAUGUAUGGAUGGACUAGCUUCCCUUGAGCAAUACUCUCUCUC
Messenger RNA from Oryza sativa Japonica Group (Japanese rice), 1642 nucleotides. NCBI's taxonomy places the organism in Eukaryota, Viridiplantae, Streptophyta, Magnoliopsida, Poales, Poaceae. The record is from RefSeq and is a predicted model, not a curated record.